Molecule: messenger RNA, 2707 nt
Organism: Parasteatoda tepidariorum (common house spider)
Lineage: Eukaryota; Metazoa; Arthropoda; Arachnida; Araneae; Theridiidae
Product: putative sodium-dependent multivitamin transporter
Biological process (GO): sodium ion transport; transmembrane transport
Cellular component (GO): membrane
Molecular function (GO): symporter activity
Source: RefSeq, a predicted model, not a curated record
AAAUUCAAUGUACGAUACGGAGCUGUAUUUUAUUAAAUUGACGUUAAUUAACAUUCUAACUCGUGUGGAAAAGCUUGGUUUAACUUUGACACGCCAUUUUGUUUAUUGACGAUCAUCUAGCGCUGACGUCAAAGGUCACAUGGGUGGGUAUAUUUUGAUCUUCCUCUUCUCGAAGUGCAAGUGCCCAGUUAAAAUCAAAAACGUAAUAAUAGCCUCACAUAUAAACUUAUAGAUAAACAAUACAUGCAUGAUUUUUAUUAAUUUUUUGCUCAUGACAACCAAAGCAAAAAGGAAGUCAAUGUUUGAAAACUGCAUCCUACCAUGUGAUUUCCCGGCCAAUAAAAAUGCACUGACAGCAAUGGAAAGACUGUGUUGAUCCAGCCUAUUGUUAUAUAGAGAAAUGAGUUCUUAAAAUAUUGUAUUACACUUGCAUACAAAUUAAAAAUAAAAUUUGUGAACAGCUGCAAAAUUUCUAAAUACAUUGUAUCAUUCAUGUCUGGCAAGAUGCUUUACAGAUUAUCACUCGUUUCAUUCAAGUAUACAAGAGUCCUAUUUUCCGCGUAAUACCACUAACAGAAUCACGGAAUUGUUUAGAUGACCAUUCAUGUGAUAAAACAGUAAAGAUAACGUUAUGAUUAAAGUAAAGGUUCAGGCAAAGGUUGGUUUUCAUAGCUGUAAGUUAUUGCACGAUUUAAGAUGAUGACAGUUAAAGUGAGCCGAGCUAUUUUUUAUCCCAUUUCUUUUUACUUUGUUUAAAAUAUUUAUUUGCAGAAUUAAGUUUAUUUUAACAAGUUAAACAUCAUACUCAAGCUUUUGUCAUAAUCAAUUGUUUCUCAAUUCCUAUCUGCAAGAAUGGAUGGAGAAAAAGUUGGCUUAGGUAUUUGGGAUUAUGUGAUGUUCAGCUUAAUGUUGAUAAUAUCAGCUGCUAUUGGUGUCUACUUUCGGUUCAGCGGAAGCAAGCAAAAGACCACGGAUGAAUACCUUCUGGCAGGCAAAGACAUGUCCAUUCUACCCGUGUCCUUUUCCCUGAUGGCUUCAUUCAUGUCUGCUACCACCAUCAUUGGAACACCCAUGGAAAUUUAUUAUUUCGGUGCACAACUAGCUUACGUAAAUGUUUCAUAUAUCACUGGAAUGACGAUAUCUGCUUUUGUUACUCUUCCAGUGUAUUUUGAAAUGAAAGCUUCAACCAUAUAUGAGUACGUUGAUAGAAGAUUUGGGAAGCACACGCGUAUAUUGACGUCUGUGACAUUUGUAAUUCAAAUGAUUUUGUACAUGUCUAUCGUUUUGUAUGCCCCAGCAUUGGCAUUAAGUGCUGUGACUGACAUGUCUAUGUGGAUAUCCAUUGUUGCAGUUGGAAUCGUCUGCACAUUUUACUGUACUAUAGGUGGAAUGAAGGCUGUCUUGUGGACUGAUGUGUUCCAAAGUUUCCUCAUGUUCUUUGGAGUGAUUGCAGUUUUAAUUAAAGGAUUCUACGAUGUCGGAUUCGAAGAUGUGUUUAAAAUAGCAAGAGACGGUGGAAGAUUAGGAGCUCCAUCGCUUGAUCCUAGUUUUUACAAGCGGUAUACACUGUGGAAUAUUAUAGCACAGGGAAUUAUAUUGUCAAUGGGAUCCUUCAGUGCAAACCAAGUGCAAGUACAAAGAUUGCUUACGUUAAAGAACAUCAAUCGUUCCCGUAGAGCUUUAUUUGUCAGCAUGCCUAUUGGUGUUCCAUUGCAUCUACUAAUUUGCCUGACAGGCAUAGUCCUGUAUGCCUAUUUUGAAAAAUGCGAUCCUCUGUCACCACCAAACAACCCUAUUCAUCAUGGAGAUCAGUUGUUGCCAUAUUUUAUGAUGAAAAGCCUUUCAGACUAUUCUGGAUUGGCGGGUAUUUGCAUUUGUGGAAUAUUUAGUGCUUGUUUAAGCACUGUAUCGUCGUGUGUCAAUUCACUAACAGCAGUGACGAUGCAGGAUUUAAUACGCCCAUUUUUAUUAGCGAAGGGCUUAUCAGAAGGAAAACUGACUGUUGCAGCUCAACUUAUAAGUGAGUAUUAAACAUGUUGAGUCCGGUUACUUUUUUUUAAUCUUAGAACUAAUGACUGGACACCAAAAGUAUUAAGUACUAAGAAGAAGUGCAAACAUACUUCAAUAACUGCCUUAUGUGUUUUUUUUAUUUAUGUAAACUUUAAGUGUCUAUUUGUAAGCAUAUCCGAGGGAAUUUAAUUAUCGACUAUGUCAACCAUCAUCUAUCAAAAGGUACCUACGCUAAGGUAGAAUCGAGUUAACAAGUCUUAUAUACAACUGAAUUAGUAUAGAAAACUGCCCAAGAAACCUCUUCUCUACAAUAGCUAGGCUACGUACUGGACAUUUCAAGGGCAUGAAGAUCUUACGCACCCAUAUAAAAUUCUAUCCCAUGUGCAAGCACUGUCCUCAUUUGCAACUAACUCCAGACCAUGUUUUUGACUGCCAGGCCAUUAUCGGCUCCCUCUUUCAACUUGGAGCACCUCCCAUCGAAAUUCUCCAUAGCCAUCAGGCUCAAGAACUUGCAAACCUUGUUAUCAAGACUUUUGGAAAACUCUAAUCUUUGCACUAGCAUAGACACGACAACAACAACAACAACAAUUAGUAUUUAAUAUUUAUAGUGGUAGUUACGCCACAUAUCUAAAUAAAUAUCUAAAUACGUCAAGAAAUGCGCUAGAGCAGUAGCAGACAAGAGAGAGAACGUAGAAAU